CGCGGGGGCGCAUGCGCGGUGCCGCCGCGGCCGGGGGCGGUUAGCGGCUGACGCCGGGGCGCGCGGCCGGCGGCGCGGAGGGGGUGCGGGUACCGCCGGCCCCCGGAGCGGCGGGGCCCGCGCGGGCGGCGAUGGCGGCCGCCGCCGCCGGCUCGGGGGCGCCUGCAGAGGUGCCUGCUGCUGCCGCCGCUGCCGCCGAGGCGGGCGCCGUGCUGCAGCGGGAGCCGCUGUACAACUGGCAGGCCACCAAGGGCUCGCUGCGGGAGCGCUUCGCCUUCCUCUUCUCCAACGAGCUGCUCAGCGACGUGCACUUCGUGGUGGGCAAGGGCAGCCCCCGCGGCGGCGGCGGCGGCGGCGGCGGAGGGGGGGGCCCUCCCGGGCCGGGCCAGCAGCGCAUCCCCGCCCACCGCUUCGUGCUGGCGGCCGGCAGCGCCGUCUUCGACGCGAUGUUCAACGGCGGCAUGGCCACCACCUCGGCCGAGAUCGAGCUGCCCGACGUGGAGCCCGCCGCCUUCCUGGCGCUGCUGAGGUUUCUUUACUCAGAUGAAGUUCAAAUUGGUCCAGAAACUGUUAUGACUACUCUUUACACUGCUAAGAAGUAUGCAGUUCCAGCCCUGGAAGCACAUUGUGUGGAUUUUCUAACUAAGCACCUCAGAGCAGAUAAUGCUUUUAUGUUACUUACUCAGGCUCGUUUAUUUGAUGAACCUCAGCUUGCUAGUCUUUGUCUUGACACGAUAGACAAAAGUACCAUGGAUGCAAUAAGCGCAGAAGGCUUCACUGAUAUUGAUAUUGACACAUUAUGUGCAGUUCUGGAAAGAGACACCCUUAGUAUUCGAGAAAGUAGACUCUUUGGAGCUGUUGUUCGUUGGGCAGAAGCAGAAUGUCAAAGACAACAACUGCCUGUGACAUUUGGAAACAAACAGAAAGUGCUUGGAAGAGCUCUUUCCUUAAUCCGUUUUCCACUAAUGACUAUUGAAGAGUUUGCAGCAGGUCCUGCUCAGUCUGGAAUCUUGUCAGAUCGGGAAGUAGUAAAUCUCUUCCUUCAUUUUACUGUCAAUCCUAAACCCAAAGUAGAUUAUAUUGACCGACCAAGAUGUUGUCUUAGAGGAAAAGAAUGCAGCAUUAACAGGUUCCAGCAAGUGGAGAGUCGCUGGGGCUACAGUGGAACAAGUGAUCGGAUUAGGUUCACAGUUAAUAGAAGAAUUUCCAUAGUGGGAUUUGGGUUAUAUGGAUCUAUUCACGGACCCACAGAUUAUCAAGUUAAUAUACAGAUAAUUGAUUAUGAGAAGAAUCAGACACUAGGACAAAAUGAUACUGGAUUUAGCUGUGAUGGAACUGCCAAUACGUUCAGAGUUAUGUUCAAAGAACCUAUAGAGAUUUUACCAACAGUUUGCUACACAGCUUGUGCUACACUGAAAGGUCCUGAUUCUCACUAUGGAACAAAAGGAUUGAAGAAAGUGAUUCAUGAAUCUCCUACUGCUAGCAAAACAUGCUUUGUCUUUUACAGUUCACCAGGUAACAAUAAUGGUACAUCAAUAGAAGAUGGACAGAUACCAGAAAUAAUAUUUUAUACAUAAUUUCACGUGAUCACCUUGGAUGUGUCUGUGUAUCAGUGGACUUUAGCUCACUAUUGGUGGCUGUCACAAAACUCUGUGAAAUUACAUGAAUAUGUAAAAACAAAACUAACUUGUUUGAGGGGUACCAGAAAAGCUAUUUUCUCUGCAUGAUUACUAGCAGAAUGGGAUUAACUUAGUUUUUCCUCUUAACAAAGCCUCAAGUGGAGUAAGUAUGCUGUAUAUUGAAAAGAUUGUUUUAAAUAGUAUCUUGUGAUUGAUGGCUUUGUAUUUUGACCCCCUUCAUUUCUGACAUAGUGGAAUUCACCUUUUAAACUGGAAAACGUUAUUUGUUAUGAACUUCUAGUGUACAUUUUCCCCAGCCUGUCCUAAAAAGACAGUAAAUCUGCUGCUGUAUUCCCAGCUUACAUUUCUCUCCAAAAUCACCUUGGAAUGACCCUAUGAACCUGCAUUACUAUUUUUUUGUAAAGUUCAUCAGCAAAGCUGGAUUCAUGCUACUAUCACUUUGACUCUUUGGAUGAGCCAUGGAGAAUUAAUGGACUUAGCACUUCAGACAGCAUCAGCAACUGUGGUGAAGAAAUACUAAGUCAAAAUCUGCAAUAUGGAUGUAUCCAGAAUCUCUUAAUUCAGAAGGGCUGUUUUGGAACAUAGAGCUGGUUAUGGAGAUAGCCACUGUAUAUACAUACAUAUGUGCCUGUAAGAAAAUGUAUAAUGUGAAAAUGAGAAUACAAGACUUGUAAUGAUGUUAUUUUAUGACUGGAUGCUCUGAUACUAAAUACUAAAAAGCUAGUAUGAAAUAA
This is a messenger RNA of Dromaius novaehollandiae (emu), 2374 nucleotides long. It is a transcript of the gene BTBD1, whose product is annotated as BTB domain containing 1. Gene Ontology annotation, cellular component: P-body; cytosol. Lineage: Eukaryota; Metazoa; Chordata; Aves; Casuariiformes; Dromaiidae. Gene Ontology annotation, molecular function: protein binding. Gene Ontology annotation, biological process: neurogenesis. The transcript is spliced from 8 exons. Bases 132 to 1577 code for a protein of 481 amino acids. The record is from RefSeq and is a predicted model, not a curated record.